Messenger RNA from Dichomitus squalens LYAD-421 SS1, 2370 nucleotides. RefSeq lists its product as uncharacterized. Gene Ontology annotation, biological process: carbohydrate metabolic process. Gene Ontology annotation, molecular function: hydrolase activity, hydrolyzing O-glycosyl compounds; carbohydrate binding. The transcript is spliced from 12 exons. The record is from RefSeq and is a predicted model, not a curated record. Lineage: Eukaryota; Fungi; Basidiomycota; Agaricomycetes; Polyporales; Polyporaceae. The coding region runs from base 1 to 2370 and encodes 789 amino acids.
AUGAGGUUCAACGACGGCUUCUGGUUGCUCAAAAGCGGCGUCAAGCCAUACCACGGCCUUCAGGUCGUCCAAGGCCUCCAGGAUGGCGAUGGCUUCAAUCUCCAAGUCUCUACCAAGCCCAUCCGCCACCGUGGAGAUACGCUUGCAGGACCCGUGCUCAGCGUGCGCGUGCACUCCCCGACUGAGGGUGUUAUAGGCGUGAGGAUCGAACACUUCAAGCACGUCGACCCGACGCCCAACAUUGCACUAUUCCCCGACGAUCCCCCUGUGGUCUCUGCAUCUCUAACAAAGACAGAUAAUACAUGGACUGUGGCCACUGGUGGCCUGACCGCUGAAAUCGCCCAGAACCCUUACACGAUCACGUUCAAGUCGCCCACUCGCACGCUCACCUCGGCGGGUUACAAGCACCAGGGCAUCUAUGAUGUGCCGUACAAAUGGACGCUCCGGAGCGUGUCGAACACGUCGUGUCUCACGACAGACCCUAGCUCGAACCCGAACCCAGGCCCGCCGCCCGAGUUCGUGCGUUACGUGCACUCGGAACUCAACAUCUCUCCUGGGGAGCUUCUGUACGGUCUGGGGGAACAGUUCGGACCGUUCGUCAAGAAUGGUCAGUCCGUUAGCGUUUGGAACCAGGACGGCGGUACGUCUAGCGAGCAGGCCUACAAGUGUGUUCCUUUCUACAUCACCAACCGGAACUACGGCGUGUUUGUGAACCACCCUGGUGAGGUCGAGUUUGAGGUGGGCAGCGAGAAGGUCAGCCGAGUUGGCGUGAGCGUUGCUGGCGAGUCUCUGGAAUACUUUAUAAUCUAUGGCCCAUCGCCACUGGAGAUUCUUGAGCGCUAUACUCGUAUCACUGGUCGUCCCGCGCUACUUCCCUCAUGGACCUUCGGUCUAUGGCUCUCGACGUCCUUUCUUACGUCUUACGACGAGAAGACGGUAUCCAGCUUCCUUCAAGGGAUGUCCGAGAGGAAAUGCCCAGUGCGCGUCUUCCACCUAGACUGCUUCUGGAUGAAGCAAUACGAAUGGUGCUCCUUCACGUUUGAUCCCGACAAUUUCCCCGAUCCCAAGGCCUAUCUAUCCGAGAUCAAGCAGAAGUAUGGUGUCAAGAUCUGCGUUUGGAUCAACCCGUAUAUUUCCCAACUUUCUCCUAUUUUCCAGGAAGCCGUGAAGGGCGGAUAUCUGAUCAAGCGCAAGGACGGCACGCCGUGGCAGUGGGAUCUGUGGCAGCCUGGAUUAGGCGUUGUGGACGUGACAAAUCCCGAGGCACGCCGAUGGUACGAAGAGAAGCUAGACGCACUGGUCGAUCUAGGUACCGACUUCGGAGAGCGGAUCCCCCACGCGAACGUAGUCUUCCACGAUGGAUCCGACCCAUUGCGCGUGCACAACACGUUCUCGGUCAUCUACAACGAACUGGUCUUCAAGUUGCUAGAGCGGAGGUUCGGAAAGGGCGAGGCCGUCGUGUUCGCGCGUUCCGCGACGGCUGGCGGGCAGAGGUUCCCUGUGCAUUGGGGUGGGGACUGCGAGUCGACUUUCGAGGCGAUGGCAGAGACGCUUCGAGGCGGCCUCAGCUUGACGGCUUCAGGGUUCGCGUUCACCUCACAUGACAUUGGUGGCUUCGAGGGCCACCCGCCGCCGGAAAUCUAUCAUCGCUGGGUCGCGUAUGGGUUAUUCUCGUCACAUUCCCGACUGCACGGUUCCAUGUCGUACCGUGUCCCGUGGCAGUAUGGAGAGGAAGCGGCAACGUACAUGGCACGCUUCCUAGAUGCGAAGCACCGACUCAUGCCUUACCUCUACGGCCUCUCUAUCCAUAGCCACACGAAGGGCCACCCGAUACAGCGCGCGAUGUUCAUUGACUUCCUCGACGACCGCACCACACACUACCUCGACCGGCAAUACAUGUUCGGGCCCUCCCUCCUUGUAGCCCCCGUGUUCGUCCCGGAUGGCGAAGAGUCGGAAUACUACCUCCCCGCCGGGCGCUGGACGUCGUUCUGGAACCCGGAGCGCGUGCGUGUCGGCCCGACGUGGAUCAAGGAGGUCGUCCCGAUCGACCAGCUGCCGGUGUGGGUCCGCCAGGGGAGCGUGCUGGCGCUGGGCCCGACUGGGGUCGGACGGCCGGACUACGACUUCGCGAAGACGGUCGACGUGCAGGUCUAUGAGCUCGAGGAGGGCCAGGUCGUGCAGACGGAGGUGCCCACGGGCAAGGGCACUCAGAUCGCAGGCGUGAUCGAAGCUAAGCUGCAGGGUGGGCAGGUCUUCGUGGGCGUAGCGAGUGGGGAGGUCGGGCUGGCGUCUGUCAGCUACCUCGCAGGCGGGCAGGUGCAUAGGGCGGACGUGGCGAGCGGCCAGACGCAGGUUUCGCUUCGUGUGUGA